This is a messenger RNA of Bicyclus anynana (squinting bush brown), 6249 nucleotides long. RefSeq lists its product as uncharacterized. Lineage: Eukaryota; Metazoa; Arthropoda; Insecta; Lepidoptera; Nymphalidae. Bases 1824 to 3131 code for a protein of 435 amino acids. The record is from RefSeq and is a predicted model, not a curated record. The transcript has a single exon.
UAGGUUAGGUUAGGGGGUAGUAGUAAAAUUGACAUCGAAUUUUACGCAGACGAAGUCGCGGGCGUCCGCUAGUACUAUAAUAAAAGAGUAGAAAUCGCGUGUCUGUACUUUGCCCAAAUUUAACUAAAAUCAAGUUAGGGCGAUUAGAAAUGAGCAAUAGAAUACAAAAAUAUUUUUUUUAAUUUUCUUGUCUGUCUGUCUGUCUGUCUGUCCUUCUGUCUGUAUGUUCGCGCUAUUCUCUGGUUCUACUGAACGGAUUUUGAUGCGGUUUUUACAGUAAGAUUAAGCAAAGUCCAGGGCAACAUAUAGGCUUUGUUUCAUUAAGAUCAGUUUAAUAGAAAAAAAGUUAUCUUAAAAAAACUGAAUUGCUCAAAAUGAUUCGCAGGCGUUAGCAGAAUUAACAUUAUAACACUGUAAUAUCGAUAUUAAAGCCUAGAACACACAAUACCACAUGAUAAAUUGUAUAGUCCAAUAUGACAUUUUUAACUUUUGUGUAUCUGUCCGCGUACAACACCGAAAGUACUAAACAUAUAAAAAUUAAACUUUCAUGAUUUAAAUUGUUUUAUUUUUAUUUUUAUUGGUAACGGUUAUUUUUUAUAUACUUAGUCAAACACUGUUUUAGCCCAUCAACCUCCAUUAGGGCAGCGUGGUGGAUCAAAGUUCUCAAUUACCUAUCCAAAAAAGCCUGACCUGGCAUAUAGUGGCCUAUGAAGACAAAAUUAUUUGUUUUUAUUGUAGGAUGUAUUUAUAUCUAAAAAAUUUCAGUUUCAUUUAGUAUUUAUCAGAUUUUACGUACAUAUAAUAUUUUUUUUAUAAAACUAACUUUUCUAAUUGAGAUAAGGCGAUAAAAUGUAAUAGCUGCAGUACAUAAAAAAAGGAAUUUUUCAAGUGACGUAAAUUUCAUUGCUCAGCUUUUUCAAAGGCUCACUAGAUGGCGCUACAUGUAUUCCAAAUCGCGGCAUGAUUUUGUUUCUUCAGAUGUAUAAAGUCACGAAUAUUUACAAACCUGGUUUUGAUAGUUUGUUGGUUGACUUGCACUGUUAUUAACAUCUUAUCUUAAAUCAUAAUAAAAAAAAAACAAAAAGACUUGGCUUUUAAAUACGGAAAAACUGAUUUAGCUUCUGAUUUGGAUUUUGGAAUAUAUCAAUAUAGGAAAUAGGAAAUAGGAAUAUUGUUGGUACUUGGUAGUUGAUAAUAAUAAUUGAUCAUUUGACUUAGUUGGGUAAACGGUAUUGUUGAUUUUGCUUUUGAAUUCGGAUAGUGAUUUACUUUUGUUUGGUAUUAGAUGAAUAAUAAAUUUAAAUUGAUUAGCUACUGAAUUUUUGAUUACUUUUGGUUACGAUUUUGGGAUUAAUUCUUGGUGUUUGUCUAGGUAGAACGGAAUUACUGGUUUUGUUUUAAGUUAGGAAAUAGGAUUAUUGCUUAAUUGAGAUAAUUAGAAAUAAGUAUUAUAUUAAAAACGAAAGUAGGUCUACUUGACUUAUAAAUACGGACAUACUGAUUUUGCUUCUGAUUUGGAAUUUAGGAAUAUUAUUGGUUAUUAAUUGAUAUUAAAUCAUUUGGUUUAGCUGGAUAAACGGAAUUGUUGAUUUUGCUUUUACAUUAAGAUAGUGUUACAUUCAUUUUGUUUGGUGUUAGAUAAAUAAUAAAUUUAAAUUGACGGAAUUUCGGAUUACUUUUGGUUAGGAUUUUAGGAUUAAUUCUAGGUAUUUGUUAUCAUUUGGCCAGGUAGAACAGAAUUACUGAUUUUGCUUUUAGUUAGGAAAUACGAUUAUUGCUUAAUUUAAAUAAUUAGAAGUAGGUAUUAAAUUGUACUGAGGAAAAUGACAAAACCACGAAAACGAUCAAAUCUUUCUCAAUACACUAGAAAUGCUAAAAGAAUGAAGAGAGCUAGAACACAAGAAUCUGAAACCGAAAGACAGGCACGACUUAGCGCCAAUCGAGAACGCAUUAUAAUGUCUCGCGCUUCGGAGUCUUCGUUAGAAACCGAUUUUCGACUGAGUGCUGAUUCUGAGCGCCAUAGAUUAAUGCGUGCAUCACAGACUCCUCUUGAAAGGGAAACCCGAUUGACUGCUGAUCACGAGCGCCGUAUCUUGUCUCUUGCUUCUGAAACAUAUACUGAACGGGAUUCUCGACUGACCGCUGAUCGUGAGCGUCAUACAUUGUCUCGAGCCUCGGAGACGUAUACUGAACGCGAUUCUCGAUUGACAGCUGACCGUGAGCAUCAUACAUUGUCUCGCGCCUCGGAAACGUAUACUGAACGCGAUUCUCGAUUGACAGCUGACCGUGAGCGUCAUAUGUUGUCUCGUGCCUCGGAGACGUAUACUGAACACAAUUCUCGAUUGACGGUUGACCGUGAUCGUCAUACAUUGGCUCGCGCCUCGGAGACGUAUACUGAACGAGAAUCUCGAUUGACGACUGAUCGUGAGCGUCAUACAUUGUGUCGCGCCUCUGAAACAUUUACACAGUAUGAGGAACGCCUAAGUAAUGAUCGAAUUCAUCACAGUAUUGCUAGAGCUUUGGAAAAUAAUGACCAACACCUACAGCGAUUAGAAGUGACUAGAGAUAAUUAUGACCUUAUGCAACAAAACCGUGACAAUUUUCUAGCAAGUGAGAGAGAGAGAUUACAUGAGUCGCGGCAAGUAGAAUCAGAAGAAAGACGUCUAGCUCGCUUAAAUGCUGAUGGUCUAUGGCACACGCUUAAUAGAAUGUCAGUUUCGUCUGAAGACUCAGACGAGUCCCAAGAAAUAUUAGUCGAAUAUAACGUACUUCCUUGGGUUAAUAAAGAAAAAAGUGCAUUUACGUACACGCCACUUAUUAAUUACACACCAUAUGCUUUGAUCGGGGGAAUGAUUGUAUCUUGUCCUUUUUGUAAUGCUGUCAAGUGGCAAAAUGAAACUAGCGGAAUGUGUUGCUCAAAUGGAAAAGUACAUAUUGAAAUUUUGGAAAACACUCCUGAUUUAUUAAAAGCUUUACUAAAUGGUGAUCACCCAGAAUCUAAACACUUUUUGGACAAUAUUCGUGCCUAUAAUGACAUCUUUUGGUGCGAAAGUAAUAACAGAAGGAUCGUUUAUGCCGACAUUCAAAAUUCAAGGUCAGGUAUAUCACCUAAUUGGUUCAUUGCUGCCUGAAAGUGAACCAAAAUUUCUUCAAAUUUAUUUCAUAUCUGAUUAUCAAGAGCAAGCGCGUAUUAGAAAUCAAAACUUUCCACAAUUAAAUGGUUUAUUAAUCACUUUGCUUCAAAAUAUGUUGCAUCGAAUAAACCCAUACGUGCACAGUUUCAAAACAGCGUUAGAGUCUAUUCCACAAGGACAUGGCGAUGAAUAUAAAUUUGUCAUUAACGCAGAUAAACGUCAUACCACUGAACAUAGUGGCAGGUAUAAUGCACCUGUUGUAAAUGAAGUUGCUGCUGUUUUGGUGGACCAAGAAUGUGAGCGUCGUGAUAUAGUUCUUCGCUCCCGAGACGACCGCCUACAACGCAUUAGCGAAACACACCGGUCUUACGAUGCGCUACAAUACCCAAUUAUUUAUUGCCAUGGUAAAGAUGGGUACAACUUUAAUUUCUACCAAGUUAACCCUACUACAAGAGCACCUAACUUAAGUAAAAAAGUAUCAGCCCAACAGUUUUACGCUUUCCUUCUUCAAAUAAGACGUAAUAAUUUUAUAUACUUGCAAAGAUUUCGUGGAUUGUUUAGUCAGUAUAUGGUAGAUAUGUACGCCAAAAUUGAAACCGAACGAUUAGUGUACAUACGUACCAAUCAAAGACGCUUACGCGCUGAAGAGUAUGUGCACUUGAGGGACGCUAUGCAACAAGACGCGGACUCGGAAAAUUUUGGCCGAUUGGUAAUUCUUCCUUCUAGCUUCACUGGUGGGCCACGGUAUAUGCAUGAGCGUACGCAAGAUGCUUUUUGCUAUGUCCGUAAGUAUGGCCGGCCUGAUCUUUUCAUUACUUUUACAACAAAUCCAAAGUGGGACGAAAUCACACAGGAAUUAUUGACCGGUCAAGCAUCUUUUGACCGGCAUGACGUAGUCGCAAGAGUCUUUCAUUUAAAAUUAAAAUUAUUAAUCAAUCUGCUCACAAAGGAAAAAGUUUUUGGGUCGACAUGUAUAGUGUGGAAUGGCAAAAACGAGGACUUCCACACGCACAUAUUUUACUUUGGCUACAAGAUAAAAUACGGCCCAAUGAUGUUGACCAGCUGAUAAGUGCUGAAUUUCCUAAUCCCGACGAAGACAGCAUUCUUUUCGAUAUAAUUAAAACGCAUAUGGUACAUGGCCCAUGUGGUACUAUAAAUAGGAGCUCUCCGUGCAUGAAAAAUGACCGGUGCACCAAAAGAUAUCCUCGACCACUGACAGAGCAGACAGUAACAGGUGAGAACGGAUAUCCUUUAUAUCGACGUCGAUCACCACAAAAGGGUGGAUUUACUGCAGAUAUUAGAGUCCAUAGAGAACAGAUUACAGUUAAUAAUAGUUGGGUUGUUCCCUACUCGCCCUUACUCUCUAAAACGUUUGGUGCUCACAUUAACGUUGAAAUGUGCAAUAGUGUGGAGGCCAUCAAGUAUAUAUGCAAAUAUAUUAAUAAGGGAAGUGACCAAGCCACAUUUGCUCUUCGGGGAACAGACCGUGACGAAGUUACUAGGUACCAAACCGGACGCUAUAUUAGUACUUCCGAAGCAAUAUGGCGAAUACUAGGAUUCGUUAUACAUGAACGUCAUCCUACAGUGAUGCACCUCGAUGUUCAUCUUGAAAAUGGCCAGCGUAUAUACUUCGACCCUAGAAAUUUAAGAGAUCGUGUUGAAAAUCCUAGACAAACCACACUUUUGGCAUUUUUUAAAUUAUGCCAAGAAGACGAGUUUGCCAAAACUUUAACUUACAAUGAUGUACCAACUUACUACACAUUUAAUAAACAAAGAGGCGUGUUUAAUCGUCGGCUACGUGGACAACCGUUGGAGGGAUAUCCGGGAAUUUUUAGAGACGCUGCUUUAGGGCGAGUAUAUACAGUUCACCCCCAAAACGGUGAAUGCUAUUAUUUGCGCCUGUUGCUACAUAGUAUUCGAGGCCCCACUUCUUUUAACUUUUUGAAAACGGUUGAUGGCGUAAAAUAUCCAACAUUUCAAUCCGCGUGUAAGGCACUUAACCUGCUUGAAGGCGAUCAGCAUUGGCAUGACACCCUUGAGGAAGCCUGCGUCAGCAAUAGUCCUAAUCGAUUGCGUCAUUUGUUUGCAGUAAUGUUAGUUUUUUGUAGUCUAUCAGAUCCGUUAAUUUUAUGGGAAAAGUACAAGUUUCAUUUUUCGGAAGAUUUUUUACAAUCUUUAAGGCGUAACACGGACCAACAAAUUUCUCCAACGGAUGAAAGAGUAAUUAAUAGUUUGCUUUCAUCACUCCAAGACAUCGUCUAUUCUAUUGGAGGCAAUUCUUUAAAUGACUAUGGACUUCCAAUUCCCCAAGCGCUGUCUGAUCAACCUCCCAUUAUCCGCGAAUACAGCUCAGAGACGAACUAUAAUUCUACUGAGCUGUAUAUCGCAGUUAACGAGUAUUUAUUAAAUUUCACAGUUCACACCGGAACAAAGAAAGAUAUUUGACUCAGUAGUACGAAGUGUGCUUAAUAAUGAAGGCAAGUUAUUUUUCGUAGAUGCCCCUGGUGGCACUGGGAAGACCUACUUAACGAGAGCAAUUCUUGCUGAAAUUAGGCGACAAGGUAAGAUUGCUUUGGCAGUAGCGUCUUCAGGUAUCGCAGCCACGUUACUCCCUGGUGGUAAAACUGCCCACACAAUGUUCAAAAUUCCAAUCGAUUUAGAUAGUAACGAAUCACCUACAUGUUCGGUUACACGUAACAGUGACAAAGCAAAACUGUUUGACGAUUGUUGCUUAAUCGUUUGGGAUGAGUGCACCAUGGCGAACAAAAAAGCCGUCGAGGCAGUGGAUAGAACUUUUCGGGAUAUUCGCCGUGAUGAAAGGCCAAUGGGAAACGUUACAUUACUCUUCUCAGGGGACUUCCGGCAAACUCUACCUGUCAUAACUCGGGGGACCAGAACUAAUGAGAUUAACGCUUCAUUGAAGCAUUCCUAUCUAUGGUCUCGAAUACAAAAGCUACAAUUGACAAUUAACAUGCGGGCACAACUGGGCGGAUGUUCACAUGCCCAAGAAUUUUCGAGCACUUUGUUAAAAAUUGGAGAAGGCGAUCUACCUGAGGAAAAUGGUCAUGUCACUAUUCCGGAAGCACUUGGCAGAGUCGUUUUUUCCGAAGAAGUA